AUGAAUUCCGAUGAACUCCCUAAAUCAAUAAACAUAAAAGAUGCGAUCAAUUUGGGUUUUCUUGACGAAUAUUUGAAUGAUAAUUCUGAACCUGUUGUAGUUGAUGUUAUCGGAGAAAUUCAAGAUCUUGUUGAGCGAUUGCCUCUUGAUCAACCAAUGGAUGCCGAAGAGUAUAUGGUAAUUGAUGACAAUGUAACUGCUCGUGAGAUACCAACGGACGAAGAAUUGUUUCAAUCGUAA
Molecule: messenger RNA, 240 nt
Organism: Paraglomus occultum
Lineage: Eukaryota; Fungi; Glomeromycota; Glomeromycetes; Paraglomerales; Paraglomeraceae
Source: the annotation of a GenBank genome assembly